Molecule: messenger RNA, 3310 nt
Organism: Sinocyclocheilus rhinocerous
Lineage: Eukaryota; Metazoa; Chordata; Actinopteri; Cypriniformes; Cyprinidae
Product: meckelin-like
Exons: 29
Coding region: 75-3068 (997 amino acids)
Biological process (GO): cilium assembly
Cellular component (GO): MKS complex; ciliary transition zone
Source: RefSeq, a predicted model, not a curated record
UUAAGAGCACGCGCACGCUGCACGCGCUCUGAGCGUAAACAGGAAUAGGUACGUCAUCGAGCGUCAUCUGCACCAUGGCGACGGUGACGCUGAGAGCAUUUGUGUGCAGUUUCUCCAUCAUAUUCCUGUUAAAACCGAACGGGUUUUCCUCCCAGCAGUUUUCUAUAACUUUUCAGCAGCCUACGGAUUGUGGUGUGGAAAGUUAUUUUGAUAUUUCGAGCUUGUCUUGUGUGAAAUGCGGGCCGAAUCAAGUCAACAGCAAAUCAGGACUGGCAUGUGAGUGUCAGGCUGGUUUCAGGGUGCUGGUCAGUAAUGGGGCGUCCAUCACGUGCCAGCAGUGUCCUGAUGCUAAUCAGGGGGUCACCCAGGAUGGGUAUGGAUGUAUCCGUUGUCCUGGAAGUGUAGGGGAUAACGGCAAAUGUCAGUGUCCUAAGGGUAGUGUGCUGGUGGAGAGAGAAUGGAAUGGGAAUCCUUUAAAUGAAGCGCAAUGUGAGGCGUGUAAUGCAACAGAGCCUGCUUUUUCUGCCCCAGAUACGACAGGCAACAGGUGUGUGAGAUGUGAGGAUUCCUUCAUCAACUCAUCUCAGUCUUGUGUUUGCGGGACUUCAAACAUACAGGCAGGUGGGAUGUGCUUCCCUCCAAACAGUCUGCCUGCGUCAGUUGCCUCAAAUGUAAUCUUUGGCCAACUGGCCCUUUCCGUCACAUCGUUAUGGUUUUCAAGCUUCAUGUAUUCUUCAGCAGCUGCCUGUUUGUUGUUCUCAAACCGGACAGCAUGUCAGUCUCUGGGCAACAUGUGUGUGAUGAACAUGCACUCCUCUAGCACCAUCAACAAUGAUGCCUGUGGCCUCUACAACACAGUCUAUAGAGCUGCUCAGGGCAGCAGCCAGGACAUCUCCUACUGGAGAACAAACCUGCCUUGGCUCUACUAUGGAGACCAGCUUGGGUUGGCAUCACGGAUUCUACAGAAUGAGCCACUUCCUGUUGGAUUCAGCUUUAAAGGGACACAGAAGAACACUAACAUCGAGCUGCAAGCUGCAGUUUACUCAGUGCGUGGGGAGUUUCUGAGAUGGGAGAGCGUCGGUGGAGGAAACCUCCAGCUCUGUCCAGACACCCCUACCAGACAACAAUCCGCUUUCAUGUUUGGGACAGCCUACAAGCAGAGUUGUGUGCUGUCUGUGUCAGAGCUUCUGAAUGGGUAUCCGGAGCCUGUGUUCUAUGACGUGUUCCUGGUCAUUCAGAAGCCACAGGAGGACAAGCGUCUUCUUGCAGUGCCUCUCCUAAAUAUCAACCAGCAGUUUAAUGGCCAGUUCACUAAUCAGGGAUCUAGCAUGAAUAACUGGUACCUGACCCGGAGGCUGAUGCUUGUGGACACAUUGAGUGGAAGGGAAAAGUCUUUGAGUUCUUCACCCAAGGUCAUACGUGUGGCCUCUAACAUUAAGAUCGGGUUUCAGCUGGUGACGAAUACACAGAAGGGACAGGUGUACCCCCCUCUGAUGACUGUGACUUACUCAGAUAUACUUGUCACUGACCCCACCACACAGACUGUUACACCAAAUGGGUUGAUUUCUGUUUUAUGUACAUAUGUACAGGUGACAUUCUCUCUUGAGUAUACGAUGGACCAGGAAGAAGCUCGGGUCAAAACUGAUAUUGCUCUUGGUGUGCUGGGUGGGGUGGCUGUUGUCCACUCUUUAUUGAAAACAGCAAGCUGGAAAAGAAGAAUCGCAUCUCCUCUCAUUGACCUGCAGACCAUUAUGAAGUUUCUGGUGUUCUAUGCUGGUGACCUGGCAAAUGUUUUCUUCAUCAUCACUGUUGGAACAGGCCUCUACUGGCUCAUAUUCUUUAAGACAGUGGAGGCCCAGCUAUUUGUGUCCGUGUUGCUGCCAUUACCAGCUCAGGAGGAGCGCUUUGUUGUUUAUGUUGGCUGUGCCUUUGCUUUGAAGACUGUACAAUUUCUUCAUAAGCUCUUUGUUCAGCUGUCUGUGGAUAUUUUCUUCAUAGACUGGGAAAGACCUCGUAGUAAAGCCAGUAAACAUGUGGAGGGGUCUGGUGAAGCAAAAAGUCAAGCAUCUCCUGUCAGUAUCUGGAGAACAUAUUUUGUGGCCAAUGAGUGGAAUGAGAUUCAGACCAUUCGCAAGAUCAACCCCACUUUUCAGGUCAUCGCUGUGCUCUUCUUUCUGGAGGUGGUGGGCUUCUCAAAUUUGGCUCUAAGAGACCCCUCAUCCGACCUGCAUCCGUCUCCUGAGGCAUACACACCUCCAUACAGCCUCAUACUCCGCUACGGCGUGGCUUCUGCAAUGUGGCUCUGCAUUGGCUUAAUGCAGAUUACAUUCUUCAAAGUAAUCCAUGAACGCUUUGUUGAAGACAAGAUUCGCCAGUUUGUGGAUCUGUGUUCAAUCAGCAAUAUCUCAGUGCUGCUGCUGUCUCAUCGAUGUUUUGGCUACUACAUUCAUGGACGUUCUGUUCAUGGUCAUGCAGACACUAACAUGGAUGAGAUGAAUACAAACCUGAAGAGGGAGGCGGAGAAUCUGUGUGGCCAAAGGGGACUUUUGCCAAACUCAGACACUCAGACAUUUCAGAUUUCAAUAACCAACCGUCUGCGAGCACAGUAUGACCGGAUAAUCGAGCCAAUCAACUGGAGAAGUGGUCCCUCAAGGUUGGUGGAUGCUUCAGCCAAUCCAUGUGAGCAGAGCACAAAAGCUUACCAUACUAUGAACCGGUUCCUGGGCUCUGUCAUUGAUCAUGCACAUCGUGAGAUGGAUUACAUAGUGAAAGAUAAGCUGCUAUUUGAGAGAAUCAUCGGUAUGGAGUUUAUAGAGCCACUGGAUAAAAGCAUCUUCUAUAAUGAUGAUUCUCACUCAUUCGCUGACGUCCUCUUUUAUGGUAAUGAGGCUGUGCUGUUGAUCUUUGACACCCUCUUUUUCUGUGUGGUGGAUCUGGGCAGUCAGAACUUCAUUCUCGCAGCUGUGUUAACAUACCUCCAGCAACUGGUCUUCAGGUUAAUCCGAAAUGGAAUGGGUCGUAGGAACCUAGCCAGCAAAACUCUGGUUGACAAACGAUUUCUCAUCUAGUUCCUCUGCUUAUUCUGUCUGCUCUCUGUUGUCUUAAUGCUGUUUCUUUUUUAUGCCAUGGCAGCCUUCAGAUUUCUUCUGCAGACUUUUGUAUUGUUUUUGUAUAAAAAUAUAUUUUUAAAAAUAUAUGAUUUGUGCAGGAUUUUUGUACUUUCUAUGCCAAGACAGUUCAGGAUUUGAUGUAUAAAUGUUUUGAUAUUGAACAUUUUUAAUCAGUUAAAUCAGUUAUUGGUUUUUACAGU